Messenger RNA from Gastrolobium bilobum, 558 nucleotides. RefSeq lists its product as uncharacterized. The coding region runs from base 1 to 558 and encodes 185 amino acids. The transcript is spliced from 3 exons. The record is from RefSeq and is a predicted model, not a curated record. NCBI's taxonomy places the organism in Eukaryota, Viridiplantae, Streptophyta, Magnoliopsida, Fabales, Fabaceae.
AUGACAUUGCAUUUCCCCUGCGAGGUGAUGUGUGUUACGUGUAGGAGUUCAAGGAGAACAUCUGGGCCCCCUAGCUGGGCAGUGGACUACAUUCAACAAUUUGGCCUAUUUGUUUUCUUUGCUCCCCUGUUGCUUAUUGCCAGCUUCUGUUAUGCUCCUUCUGCUAUAGCAACAACUGAAGUUUCAGGGAAUGAAGUGAACACUGAUGGGAAGCUUGUAAAUGAGCAACUGACAAAGACAAGCCUAGGAGGACAUAAUGAAGAAGAAAAAUUCAAAGGAUUUUUUUUCCCAAAACCAAUUCCAAUUGUUAAGCCUUUCCCUAAGCCUAUUCCAAAGCCAACUCCCAUUGUUAAGCCUAUUCCAAAACCAUUUGCAGUGAAAAAGCCAAUUCUUGAUGUUGAGCCAGAGUUAAUUUUCAAGAUUAAGCCUAUCAGGAUAAAGCCUUUUCCUAAACCGCUACCGCCUUUACCUAAAAGGCCUUUUCCUAAAGUGAAGAAAUCAAAAUUUCCAAAACAUUCACAAGCCAAUUCACAAGCCAAUUCCAACUCCAUAAUAUGA